AUGCUUAAAUUUAAGAGAGUGUACCACUUCUCCAAAUGGCCUAUAGUCGAUCUUCUUGACUACAAUCACUAGAUAAAUUUGCUAAAAUCCCAACCUUCAAAACCCAACAUACAAUAGCUUCUAGGACCCAAUUAUGAGAAGUACUAGCACUCCUCCAUCCAAUUCGACUAUGUCUCUCAUCAAUAGGAGCCAUCCGAGAUUUAAGUUCUCUCCUCUGACCACCCUGAGUUUAAAUAGGCUGACAGAAUAUUUCCAACUUUCGAUUAACUGAAAUACAUCCGAGAAACAGAAUCCUUGAAACAUUAGAAGUUUGCUUUAAAAGAAAUAGAAGAGGAUGAUGUUUUUACUGUUGACGCCAUGCAAUCAUACAAACCUAAACUAACAUGCGACAAUCUAACAGAAAAUCAACUGCUACUCAUCAAUCUUCCUAUUAAUGCUACCAUUUAAGAAAUACAAGACUUUGUUCAUUCCAAAACCAAUUAACCUGUCUAAGUAGAACUUCACUCCUGCUCCCUCAAUAUUAAUGCCUACGCCACUCUCACAUUCUAAAAUUAAGCUGAAUAAUACAAAUCACAACUACAUCUUACUAAAUUCAAUGGAAUAUUAUAAGAGUGCAGAUCCCUUGAAAAUACAGCAGAAGAAUCCCCGUUCAAUAGAACCCUUGUGAUUACCAAUAUUAAUAAAACUCUCUCUCUUUAAGAAGUAUUACACACUGUUGGCUAAUAUGGAAGAGUCCUAAAUGCUGUGAUUCCUUUGGAAGUUCAAAAUGUUGAUCUUCCGAUCUAUGAGGACAUCAUCCAAACCCUAGUUGACCCUUGCAAAUUAGAAAUCCUAGAUGUAUAAACAGGAAAAACAGAAAUUGAAUUCUACCCUAAUCUUGAAUAAUUUGAACAACUUNUUAUAAGGACAUGAA
Paramecium octaurelia is the source of this 913-nucleotide messenger RNA. The record is from the annotation of a GenBank genome assembly. NCBI's taxonomy places the organism in Eukaryota, Ciliophora, Oligohymenophorea, Peniculida, Parameciidae.